This is a messenger RNA of Bipolaris zeicola 26-R-13, 519 nucleotides long. RefSeq lists its product as uncharacterized. The transcript has 2 exons. The record is from RefSeq and is a predicted model, not a curated record. Bases 1 to 519 code for a protein of 172 amino acids. Lineage: Eukaryota; Fungi; Ascomycota; Dothideomycetes; Pleosporales; Pleosporaceae.
AUGUUCUACGUCAUGUACCUGACAGGCCUUUGCCAAAGACGCCACUGGCCCGACCCACUCUUCCAGACCUUCCGCACACGCUACGGCUACGGCUCAACUGUACGAGUAAACAACCGUGAAUACUCUACAGAUGUUGAGUAUGAAUCCGAGGAGCUAGCCAAAAAUGCUGCCGCUACCCGAGCCUACAUGAUUUGCCGCAAUUUCUCGGUAAAUGAUGGAAUGUACCCAGGCCAGCGACCCGGCGAGGGAGCUCAAGGCCUCCCAACCCCAAUUGGAGCGGGCCGACGGAAUACGACCUCAUCCAACGACUACGAUAGCUCAAGUACCAUCAGUGGUGGUACGAGCCCUAGGAGUUCCGAUUGUGGCCUUGACGCUGCACAAGCGGCUGCAGCGGGACGACGACCAAGCAAGGCUUCCGCUACGCCAUCCACUCCAUCUGCAUGCUGCUGCGGACGCGGAUACGUCCGAGCCUAUGAGCGUUGCUCAGGCUGUCUCCAGGAUGCUGGUUACCGAGUUUAA